AGUUUCAGAGGGGUGUGUGUGUAGUAGUUCCUUCAUACUGAAUCAGCUCGGACAGCCUGUGUGUGUUGUGGUCCUCUUUCCUUGAUUUCUCUAGGUAGAAUAUUUGAGUCUUACUUUGACACAGAGAAAAGACUAUUCUUUUGCCGAUUUGGUCCUGAUCCAUCCCAGUUUUGACAAAGCUGAAAGAAUCCCCUUGGUACAAGACUUGCUUGUCAUUGGAAGUUCUGCCUUUACCCACUAGAGUGCUCUUUCAUCAUUCAGUGUAUCUCAGAUACUCCAACUGAAGAGACCAUUUCUUAUUUCCUGGAUAAAGUUUUGGUGCUGCGUUUUCUUUGACGCAGUGGAUGCCACGGCACAGGUAGACAAACAGGAGAAUGUCGGUGAAUCUAAGUAAAAACGGAGCAGCGCUCACGGCCGCGUAUAAAGAAGUGGUGGAUGUGAAGUCUGAUACCAACUGGGCUCUGUUCACCUAUGAGGGGAACACCAAUGACAUCCGCCUGGCAGAGAAGGGAGACGGCGGUCUGGAGGAGAUGGUGGAGGAGUUGAGCAGUGGGAAGGUGAUGUAUGCCUUCUGUUGCGUCAAGGACCCCAACUCUUGCCUGUGUAAAUAUGUCCUCAUCAACUGGACAGGUGAAGGGGUAAAGGACUCUCGGAAAGGACAGUGCGCCAACCAUGUCAUUUCCAUGGGUAACUUCCUAAGGGGUGCCCAUGUGACCAUCAAUGCACGGGGAGAGGAUGACGUGGAGCCAGAAAGCAUCAUGGGUAAAGUGGCCAAGGCGUCGGGGGCCAACUUUAACUUUCGCAAAGAGACACAGAAAUACAGUGAUGUACCCAGUGGACCUGUGGGGUCGGUGUACCAGAAGACUAAUGCUGUGGAUGAGAUUCUGCAAACCCAAGAGACACAGAAAUAUGACAUACCCAGAGGACCUGUGGGGUCGGUGUACCAGAAGACUAACGCUGUGGAUGAGAUUCUGCAAACCAACAAGGACAACUUCUGGGCCCAAUCUCAGAGAGAUGAGGAGGUGCGUCAGAAGGAGGAGAGCAAGAGAGUGGAGGAGGAGAGGCAAAGGGUGAAAAGAGAGCGAAAAGAGAGGGAUGAAAAGGAGGCUGCAGAGAGAGAAACGAGGGCAAAGGAGAGAGCCUCUCAAAUCGACCAGGCAAAGACUUACCAGAAGCAGCAGGAGUCAGGGUAUAGAGACCAGGAACAACAUCAGCCGGAGCAGCAGGACAGUGAGCGUCAGAACUCUCAGAGGAUAAGACCUGCAUCUGUACAAAAAGCAAACGAGGCAGCACGUCUGAUCUCCCAGAGGUCCUUGAACCCCAGAGAGCUGUUUAAAAAGAGAGAGCAGAGUGCUUCACUGGACAACACGCCCAGCUCCAGACCUGGGAAGCUGCAGAGCCCCUUCCUGACUCAGAAGUCCACUGAGAGAGAAACACCCAUCGAACCACGUUCCCCACAAUACCCAGCUUUUCUUCACCCAGAAGCCCCAGCUCCACUGCUACCAAAAAUACCUGCUCUGCUCUCAGAGCCCAGGGCACAGGCAGCCCCACUGUCACCUGUCCAACCCGCAGAGUCUUCCUUCACUGAAGAGGAGUACUGGUCGGAUGAUUUUGAUGAUGAUACACAGGACACAGCACCAGAGGAUGAGCCAACAGUUGCCGGUCUGGUUCAGGGUAGAGAGGAGCACAUUGGCCCAGAUGAGGUAUACGAGCUCCUGCCAUUGGCAGAAACAAAUGAGGAGGAUAACAUUUAUGAUGAUAUCUACCAGGACACACCCAAAGUGCUGCAGCAGAGAGAGGAGGCCAGUGGACAGGAUGUGCGUGCCAGGGCUCUGUAUGACUACCAAGCCACUGACGACUCUGAGAUUACCAUUGAUCCUGAUGACAUCAUCACAGGGAUAGACAUGGUGGAUGAGGGUUGGUGGAGAGGCUACGGACCGGAUGGACACUACGGAAUGUUCCCGGCCAAUUACGUUGAGCUCCUGUAGUUCCAAAGCCCUCCCACAUGCCUGUACAACCAAUUAGAGCAUCAGUUGGAUCAUUCUGACUGCGACCCAUGCGAACAAUACAGGGGUAGGAAGGGGGAUGUUUUCCUCUCUGCACAGAUAUUAGGUUUGUAAGUAGAAAGUGAAGAGAAUGGGGGUGCAGGACUUAUCGGGGAUGUCAGGGAAAGUGACUGUCACUUGAUUACUGUAUUUUAAUGUACAACAGAGCUAAUGUCAGUGUAUUCUAGUCUUUAUGAUUGUCUGGUUUUAGUCAGGUCUCAGACUAGCAGUCUUCUAUGGGAUUAUGGGGAUGUUUGGGGUUUUAUAUGUGUCUUGAAGUUGACUUCUGCUUUUGAUCCACUUUUCAAUAAAUAAAGAUGCAUGUCCAACUGUU
This is a messenger RNA of Salmo salar (Atlantic salmon), 2379 nucleotides long. Its product is annotated as drebrin-like protein B. The record is from RefSeq and is a predicted model, not a curated record. Gene Ontology annotation, cellular component: lamellipodium; site of polarized growth; actin filament. Lineage: Eukaryota; Metazoa; Chordata; Actinopteri; Salmoniformes; Salmonidae. Gene Ontology annotation, molecular function: actin filament binding. Gene Ontology annotation, biological process: neuron projection morphogenesis; regulation of actin filament polymerization; positive regulation of dendritic spine morphogenesis.